Molecule: messenger RNA, 1173 nt
Organism: Symbiodinium necroappetens
Lineage: Eukaryota; Dinophyceae; Suessiales; Symbiodiniaceae
Source: the annotation of a GenBank genome assembly
GUGGUUUCCAACAAAUUCACUCGUGAUCUGCAAAUCGAUGGCAUGGACAUCUUUGAUAUCCGACUUGCUCAGGUGAUGACAGGAGGAGAGAACUCGACUCAUUACAGUGGUGCAGAUCUCAAUUCCACCUUGACCCACAUGACCAAAAACAUGUUCCCGGGGCAAGAUCCAUACCUGUGGGACAACAGGUACACAGCCAUUAAGGAAUUAGCCAAGGAGCUCGCCAAGGUUGUUGCACAGAAAGGAUCCAGAUCAGUCAUCCCAGCCAGCCCGGCUCAUACCCCACCUCCCAAGGGGGCGACAGAAGGCCCGGUUCGCAGCUUGGAGGACUUUUGGAAUGCUCGCCCCACCGAUGCAGUACCAGAGGAUUUCGAAAUGGCAGAUGAACAUGAGGGCAAUGAUGAUCUCGCCACUCUCGCCGGUAGCCCGGAGUUUCGUCCCGAGGACUACGAUGAGGCCGAUCCUGUCGAACCCCUUGAUACAGUGCAACAGUUUGAGCGAACUACUCAAGCCAGGUUCCUUGAGGAAUGCAAACUUGACAAUUUCAAGGUGAACACCAUCAACAAUUGGGUGUCCCAAAGGGUCGGCAAGGACAAGAUGGCUCAGGUCCGCUUGGCAGGUUCGGAAUUGGCAGCAGCCAUAGAACGACUUCCCGCGGGGAAUCGUCCGGCUGUGGAUGCCAUUGCAGUCCAAUGGGGACUUCCAGUCAAUGCUGCUGCUAAGAUCAAUGAGAGAUCUUUGUAUCAGUUGAUCGCCACCCGUUACGUGUUAGGUAAUUUCUACCAGGGCAUUUGUGUGGUCCUUCACCAAGUGUACCGAAGCAAUCUGAAUGCUCCUUGGGUCGGAGUGAUGCUCAGCAAGCUCCGAUUACAUGAGAAGAAGUUCCCGGUUUUCGGCACGAAGGUGGGGAAACGUUUUAUUCGCAGAGUCCAGUGCAAGUGCAGGAUGUAUCUACCGACCAUCCAAGCCAGCUCGAUCGUGGAAGGUCAUGUGAUGUGUGCAGCCAGGGACAUCGCCCCGACAUCGUGCUUGGCUAAGGAUCUUGACAGUUUGACCUUUCAGGUGGAUCACAAAGCAGGUCCACCCGAUCGGCAGGAGAUCGCAGCGCAGCAUUGUCAGGUUUUCAAGCCAGAGCCCUCAGUAUCAAGCGACAUGCCCGACCAAUUCGCCUGA